GGAGCGGGAGGGAGAGGGAGGAAGACACUCGCACGCCGAGACUCGGGCACCGGAAUUCCAUUAGAAAAAAGUGAGCCGGCCGAGGGGGAGCGGGAGGUGUUUUGAAUCUUCCCUUCGUCUUGGAGCGAAAGAAGCGACUCGGGUCUCUCGUCCUCCAAGCUCCCGCUGGAUUGUUCCCCGGUGCUUCCCCCCGUCGGCGGAUUGCUUUCCUAUUUGCGUUUUUUUUUUCCUGACCCCCACCCUCGCCGCUUCCUUCCAGCCCUCCGCAGCCCCGUCGCCUCUCCCCCACCUCCUCAGGCCCCUCCGAAGGCGCGCAGGGGAUCGGACCCGCAGGGACCCGCGCCUCCUGGACCAGCGGAGGGACAGCAGACUCCAGGACCGCUGUCGGCUGGGAAGCAGACAUCCACAGAUUGACCCUCGUCUUUGAUUUUAGUGGGCAAGGGGGCGUCGAGAGGCGCCCACCGCCUUCCUUCCUUUACCCCCUUCAGCCAGAGGCGAAAAUCGCAGGACUCAGGAUCUUCAUCCGGCGGACGAGCUGGGAUCUCCGCAUUGGAUUUGGGGCUGAUUAUCACUGCUUGGCUAUUAUUAUUGUUGUUGUUAUUAUUUUUUUUUACCCAAGGGAGAAAGACAAAAAAAGAAAAAAAAAAACAAAACCCUGGGAUUUAUUUAACAUGAUCUUGGCAAACGCCUUCUGCCUCUUCUUCUUUCUAGACGAGACCCUCCGCUCUUUGGCCAGCCCUUCCUCCCUGCAGGGCCCCGAGCUGCACGGCUGGCGCCCCCCAGUGGACUGUGUCCGGGCCAAUGAGCUGUGUGCCGCCGAAUCCAACUGCAGCUCCCGCUACCGCACGCUGCGGCAGUGCCUGGCGGGCAGGGACCGCAACACCAUGCUGGCCAACAAGGAGUGCCAGGCGGCCCUGGAGGUCCUCCAGGAGAGCCCGCUGUACGACUGCCGCUGCAAGCGGGGUAUGAAGAAGGAGCUUCAGUGCCUGCAGAUCUACUGGAGCAUCCACCUGGGGCUGACCGAGGGCGAGGAGUUUUACGAGGCCUCGCCCUACGAGCCGGCGACCUCCCGCCUCUCGGACAUCUUCAGGCUUGCUUCGAUCUUCUCAGGGACAGGGGCGGACCCGGCGGUCAGCGCCAAAAGCAACCACUGCCUGGACGCUGCCAAGGCCUGCAACCUGAAUGACAACUGCAAGAAGCUGCGUUCCUCUUACAUCUCCAUCUGCAACCGCGAGAUCUCGCCCACCGAGCGCUGUAACCGCCGCAAGUGCCACAAGGCCCUGCGCCAGUUCUUCGACCGGGUGCCCAGCGAGUACACCUACCGCAUGCUCUUCUGCUCCUGCCAGGACCAGGCGUGCGCCGAGCGCCGCCGGCAGACCAUCCUGCCCAGCUGCUCCUACGAGGACAAGGAGAAGCCCAACUGCCUGGACCUACGCAGCGUGUGCCGCACCGACCACCUGUGCCGGUCCCGGCUGGCGGACUUUCACGCCAAUUGUCGCGCCUCCUACCAGACGCUCACCAGCUGCCCCGCCGACAAUUACCAGGCGUGUCUGGGCUCCUAUGCUGGCAUGAUUGGGUUUGACAUGACACCCAACUACGUGGACUCCAGCCCCACUGGCAUUGUGGUGUCGCCCUGGUGCAGCUGUCGUGGGAGCGGGAACAUGGAGGAGGAGUGCGAGAAGUUCCUCAGGGACUUCACGGAGAACCCCUGCCUUCGGAACGCCAUCCAGGCCUUUGGCAACGGCACGGAUGUGAACAUGUCCCCUAAGAACCCCUCAUUCCGGGCCACGCAGGCCCCUCGAGCAGGGAAAGCGCCUUCCUUGCCAGAUGACCUCAGUGAUAGCACCAGCCUGGGGACCAACGUCAUCACCACCUGCACGUCUGUCCAGGAGCAGGGGAUGAAGGUCAAUAGCUCCAAAGAGUUAAGCAUGUGCUUCACAGAGCUCACGACCAACAUCAUCCCAGGGAGUAACAAGGUCAUCAGACCUAACUCAGGCCCCUGCAGAGCCAGACCAUCGGCCGCCUUGACUGCUGUCUCCCUCCUGAUGUUGAAGCUGGCCUUGUAGACUCUGGGCACCACGUCUGGAGAUUUCCAAAAGCUGUGUGGCUGAGAGCACCCGCCUGACGAAAUGGACACACACACACACACACACACAC
Molecule: messenger RNA, 2157 nt
Organism: Pteropus alecto (black flying fox)
Lineage: Eukaryota; Metazoa; Chordata; Mammalia; Chiroptera; Pteropodidae
Gene: GFRA2
Product: GDNF family receptor alpha 2
Exons: 9
Coding region: 672-2066 (464 amino acids)
Biological process (GO): nervous system development
Cellular component (GO): external side of plasma membrane; signaling receptor complex
Molecular function (GO): signaling receptor activity
Source: RefSeq, a predicted model, not a curated record